AUGGAAUAUUAUAAAAAAAAAGUUUGGAUAGUAGACUUCGCAGUCACCAAUGACAAUAAUAUAGAGUCAACCUCCAGAAACAAGGUAGAGAAAUAUAGGGAGCUAGCUCAGAACCUCAAAGAGCAAUGGGGCCUCGCACAAAGGUUUGCGGUAAGGCGGAUUUGUGUACUGUAUAAACAUUUUAGAGGCACUAGUCCAGAUACCCACAUAAAAUUAGGUUUCAUCAUAGGGUCCAUUCCAUCGAAUUCCAGCUCAGCAGCAGAUGGUGGUCUGUUGGCUUCCGGUACUGGGGCCGCUGGUUCAUCGUCAGCAUUGGGGAGAUCAGAAGACGUCGACCAUAUUCCUUCAUGUUGGAGUAUGAAAGCAUUAGCAUCAUUGAGAGAUGAUGCCAUGUUCACCGCAUGGCGACUGAUAAUGAGAAAAUAA
Molecule: messenger RNA, 426 nt
Organism: Acanthoscelides obtectus
Lineage: Eukaryota; Metazoa; Arthropoda; Insecta; Coleoptera; Chrysomelidae
Source: the annotation of a GenBank genome assembly